CAGGAUGGCUUCUCUGCGCCCGCUGCUCCUCGGCCUCGCUGCGCUGGUGCUUGUGUCUGAGGCCGGCCCUGCGGGCACUGGGGAAUCCAAGUGUCCUCUGAUGGUCAAGGUCCUAGAUGCCGUCCGAGGCAGCCCUGCUGUCAACGUGGCCGUGAAAGUCUUCAAAAAGGCUGCCGAUGGGACCUGGGAGCCGUUCGCCUCUGGGAAAACCAGUGACUUUGGAGAGCUCCAUGGACUAACAACUAGUGAUAAAUUUGUAGAAGGGAUAUACAAAGUGGAAUUAGACACCAAAUCCUACUGGAAGGCACUUGGCAUUUCCCCGUUCCAUGAGUAUGCAGAGGUGGUGUUCACAGCGAACGACUCUGGCCAACGCCAGUACACCAUUGCUGCUCUGCUCAGCCCCUACUCUUACUCCACCACAGCCCUCGUCAGUGGCCCCAAAGAAUGAGGGACCCC
Molecule: messenger RNA, 456 nt
Organism: Miniopterus natalensis
Lineage: Eukaryota; Metazoa; Chordata; Mammalia; Chiroptera; Miniopteridae
Gene: TTR
Product: transthyretin
Biological process (GO): purine nucleobase metabolic process
Molecular function (GO): thyroid hormone binding
Source: RefSeq, a predicted model, not a curated record